UGUCUGGCUUUUAAGUUGGCACUUCCGGGUUUGUAGCAAUGGUUCCAAAUCGAAGUGAAAGCGUUCGAUGAGAGACGGCACUGGCCUAGUUUAGUCACGAAGAUGUUAUGGCUCACACAGGCGAACAGCCAGUGAGUGCGCUUAGGUCUCUGCGCUCAGACGAAGCCACUUUUGUGAAAUUUGUCAAUCGGACCCUGCGGAAUGCAAGACCUUGGUGGAUUAACUUUGAUGGAAUUCCUCAGAGCUAUGCUGAUAUUCCUCCUGGAGGAGUCCUGCAUAUGCGCACGUACCGGACUCAUCCUUGGGUUUUUCGUGAUGCAGAUACUGGAGACAAAUUGCUGAUAAAGAAUGAUGAGAUAUAUUUUCCAACAUCCAAACAAUAUGAUGAAGAUGGUCCGACUUACAUUCCUGUUGAUGUCACCAUUCCAGUAUAUUCAUUGAAGAACUGCUGCUUGCAACGUAUUCGUAAACACAUGAAAUCGGACGAUUACACAAAGUUGGAACUACCAAAGUCGCUGCAUACUGAUCUCAAAAAUUCUCCAGAUCUGCUAAGAGCAAUUGAAAACUUAAGCAAGGUCUACAGAAACAAUUAAUAAUUUGAACAUAGUAGCUCAUGAUAUUUAUUAGUAAUUAGUAUUUUCAUUUUGCCAGCUGUAUCUUGUUUUAGCAUUUCAAGUAAAUCUAUGGUUAUUCUAACCAAUACUCCUUCGUUAAUGUAAACUUACUAUGCUUCAAGCUACAACAAGGACUACACUUUAAAAACUACUUCAACGGCUGUAAAAGUCUUUGAAAUAUUGGCUGAUCAUGAGGGGCAUUUUAUAAAUGUAUAUCUUCCCUUUAUUAACCACCUGAAAUUAUGAGUAACAUCCUGUCACUAGAGCUUUAAAAUUUCAGACUGUUUGUUAAAUAAAUUUAAUAUUUGAAAA
Stegostoma tigrinum is the source of this 926-nucleotide messenger RNA. It is a transcript of the gene vhll, whose product is annotated as von Hippel-Lindau tumor suppressor like. The record is from RefSeq and is a predicted model, not a curated record. Lineage: Eukaryota; Metazoa; Chordata; Chondrichthyes; Orectolobiformes; Stegostomatidae. Bases 108 to 593 code for a protein of 161 amino acids. The transcript is spliced from 3 exons.